AUGUCAGACCAUCUACACCGAGGCCUCUUCGCUUCUGUACUCGGCGAAUUGAUCGUGCUCAAUCAGAGCUCGUGCCACCCUAAUCUACCGGGAUACGAGGGUCAAGGCCUCUGUUGUAACCGCCCGUGGGCGUACCAGGAUGUCGGGUCGGAAACCGGCAGCCCGAGAUUGACUGCCGGCUCAAUCCUAGAAUGCCAUGAGUACUCCCACGACCUUCCGCUCGACCGAUCAAACUCACUGGCCCGCGCAAUCCUGAGAGAAUGGCGUGAGACCGUUGCCUAUCUAGCGUCACAUAUUGCCCCUGGCAGACUGGAGCUCUCCUUGGUAUGCGAUCUCCACCGCGGGGAGGUGGAACUAGCCAGACUCGUCGUAGACGGUCUUUGUACGCUCCCGCGCUUGAGAGACUGCCACCUUCGGCUGUGCGAACCGCGCGACUCUCGGCUGCAGCAACUUGCCUACGAGGCUGUACUGAAAGUUCGGGCUCUUGGGUCCGUCAAGCACCACCGGUCGUCAGAGCGCACCGGCUCCGGUCCCCUCGCCCUCCCGCGCGAGCUAUUAAGGCUUCGGAUCUUGGAGUAUUAUACCGACCUGGUCACCCCCGACAAGGAGGUCUUGUGUGCCGGGAAGAGUGUGCAUUUUUCACCUGCUGGAAACGACCAUAGAUUAACCCGUCCAGUGGCUGCUUCUGCAGCCGCAGGCACACGGCGUUUUCAUCUCGUUGCCCCGCCGACUCCUUUUUUCCUCGCGUGCCGGGCUCUCUAUGAAGACGCGAACCUGGUCUUCUACAAUCAGAACCGCUUCAUCAUCGUCGACAACCCACUCGAUGACCCGUUCGCGUCACGAGAACGGGGCGACUACAAACGCGUCCUUUGCGGCCAGCCAGUUCUUGAGGCAAGUCGUGCCCCGUCACUGUCUCGGAUACCUCCUACUCCUCGAGCUGGUGUUUGCCCCUUUUACUCCGUGAGCCGGCCGUGGGACGGGCAUCCUGCGCUGCAGGACUGGGACGAUACCGUAGAGUGGGUCAAGGACAAGCUCAACUUGCCAGCCUUGAUCCUCCGGUUGGUGGUGGCCGGUCACCCUUGGCACGGGCCCGAAAACAGCUAUAAAAUAACCCGGGCCGAUGGCAAAGAGGUAUUGGCGACGUACAACCAUAUGUUGCAUCCCCUGCAGCGCCUCAAUCCCGCUACGGGCCAGGGACUGGCACGUUCCUAUGCCCAUCUGCCAUGGUCCUUAACAUGGUCGCAUUGGGCACAUGAGCAGCAGCUUAAUGGGAGGUCUUCAGAUUGGUUAGAAUCCAAGGACCGUGAACUCAAGAAACGCGCCGAGUGUAUAGCUGAAGCAGAAUGUGUGAUUCGUUCAGGGGCCCGCAAUCGCCUGGUUGCUCGUUCAUAG
Thermothelomyces thermophilus ATCC 42464 is the source of this 1392-nucleotide messenger RNA. RefSeq lists its product as uncharacterized. The coding region runs from base 1 to 1392 and encodes 463 amino acids. Lineage: Eukaryota; Fungi; Ascomycota; Sordariomycetes; Sordariales; Chaetomiaceae. The transcript is spliced from 3 exons. The record is from RefSeq and is a predicted model, not a curated record.